GAGCACUCGACUAGCUGAGAAAUGAGCGGAAAACUUGUUCCACUGCUAGCUUUAACCUGGCUAGGAGCCUUGGCAUCAGGGGACACCCAAUGUGGCCGUCUGGACGAGCGUUUAAUGUACACCACGGACGAGAAAACAGAACCUUCGGAGAAUCCCUGGGUGGGCUUGCUGCUGGAGGAACUGCCUGACCGAUACCGGAACACUCUCUGUUCGGUGGUCAUCAUAAACGAGCUGCACGUUCUGACCACUGCCACGUGCGUGAAGCGCUUCAAGAAUCGCGGUGCCGACCUGAAUGCCGUGGCCAUGCUGGGAGUCUGGGACGAGAAUACCGAAACAGACGAAGAUCUGCAGUGCAAUGAGAAGGGCUACUGUGUCCCGGGUCCGGCCCUGUUAAACGUGACUGAGAUUAAGGUUCAUCCCGACUCCGACAAGGAUACGGGCGACAAUGAUCUGGCCAUAUUGCGGCUGCACAAGAGAAUUGAGUGGACGCACUGGAUCCAGCCGAUCUGCCUUCAGGGCACCAAUGAGCCAGAGUCACUGAUCCACCGGAAUCUGCACUACUCCGGCUUCAACCACGCCGACAGUCGCAAGGGCAAGGGCCUGUCCAUGACUGUGUCCCGUCAGAAGUGCAAGCAGCUGACCUCCGCAUCCAUUCUGCCGCCUGAGAAUCAGGUGUGCGCCUAUCCUGUAAAGAGGACCAAGUUCUACCCAGGGUCGCCACUCAUGGACGUGAAUGUGGAGCGGGAUGUGCCGCACAACUUCUACUUGGUGGCCCUGCUGGUGAAGAGUGUGGACGCCGGACAGGCCACCACCCAGAUCUACCAGGAUGUGAGACCAUCACGCUCUUGGAUUAUGGCGAAUUCCCAAUUUAAAUAAGCUGGCACGAAGAUGAAUCAAUUAAAUUUUUAAAUAAAAUAUGCAUUCGGGAAAUGUUUGUGGAAGUUGCGUCUCGGCGAUGCAUCACACUGGAAACUAUCUAGUUUUCCGCAUCUGAAACGGGUUUAUUAUACGAUGCGGCAUUGUAAUCGUAUAACAUUAAUUAGUAAUAGUAGUAGAAGUGGCUAUGCGCGGAGAUACUGGGUAUUUCUAAUAACAAAUUCUCAAACACUGUAAAAAUCUAAAUUUCAAUUAAAAAUUGUCUAGAAAUUCUUCAAA
Molecule: messenger RNA, 1155 nt
Organism: Drosophila bipectinata
Lineage: Eukaryota; Metazoa; Arthropoda; Insecta; Diptera; Drosophilidae
Product: phenoloxidase-activating factor 1
Biological process (GO): proteolysis
Molecular function (GO): serine-type endopeptidase activity
Source: RefSeq, a predicted model, not a curated record